GAUGACUCAAUGUUCAUUUUGUAUCGUAUUUGACUGCGAUGGUGUGCUUGUCAACUCGGAACCUUGGUCUUGUGAAUCUCUUCGGCAAGCAAUUCUCAAAGCUACAGGCGUUGAUAUUCCUCAUCAGUUUCCUGAAGACUUUUAUGAGGUCUUUGGUUUAUCCGUUUAUUCUUCCGUAGAACACUACGUAAAGAAAGGCUUCUUACCUGCAGACACAAAUAUAGACUGGGUCUCUAGAAAGGUGGACGAACAUAAGGAUGCAAUCUAUCAAGAACUAGCGAGAGGAAAGUUAUCAACUUUCCCUGGGUUAAAAGCUCUUCUUCAAGAAGCGUCCGUGAGUAAUAUUCAUUUGGGUGUUGGCUCUUCUGGAACACCGGAAAAGAUUGAAUUCAAUCUGAGAGAAGCAGGUAUCCUUUCUUAUUUCAAAAAGGAAUAUAUAGUGAGUUCUACCCAAGUUGCCAAAGGAAAGCCUGCUCCCGAUGUGUAUUUGGAAGUGUUGAAGCGUAUAAAUUGUCCUCCUGAACAGUCGGUAGUUAUCGAAGAUGCUUGUGCAGGACUUUUAGCUGCCAAAAAUGCUGGUGCUUGUGCUAUAGGAAUAGCUACAAGUUUACCUCGUGAAGUGUUGGAACCUUUUGCAGAUAUUGUAUUCGAUAGUUUUGAAGAAAUGUCACCUAAUCUACUUGAAAGAAUAGCCAAGGAAAGGUAUUUAUCCAAAGUUCGAUAGUUAUUGGAAGAACGAUAGUCUCAGUUGCUACAGUUGCCAAUCCACAAGAGGGUUUUGGGAGUGACGGUUAUCAGUAUACAAAACAGAAUAUAAACGAUUCUCUUUCCAACAUUGAUUACUGAAUAGGAUUAUA
Molecule: messenger RNA, 857 nt
Organism: Galdieria sulphuraria
Lineage: Eukaryota; Rhodophyta; Bangiophyceae; Galdieriales; Galdieriaceae
Product: beta-phosphoglucomutase
Exons: 4
Coding region: 2-724 (240 amino acids)
Source: RefSeq, a predicted model, not a curated record